AUGUACGCCGCUCAGAAUAUAACGCCAACAGUUUUGGAUGCCAUGAACGGAAAUGUUUCCGAAUGGUAUAACGAAUGCGACAAUGCCAUUAGAAGGUCAGAAAUAGUUCCUGGAACUUACGAAUAUACAACUGCUGUUUCUUAUGGAAACGUAGGUGAGUUUGGAGAAGGUUCUUCAACAACAGUAGAUAUUGCUUGCGACAGGUUUCAUAUUAUUUCUAUUGACAACUCAUUCUUAUACGUGGAACAAGACAUUGAAAUAAAACCUUCUGCCAAGUUGUCUGACAAGAAAGGUUGCAAUGGAAUUUUCUAUGUCGGAUACCAAUAUGCUCCAGAAGUUUUCAUGGGAUAUAAGAUAUAUUCUAACUCUGACUUAGUUCAAACAGUAACAUGGGCAAACUAUGAAUGGUUCGCUUUGAGAAACUCAGUACAACCACAAGCUAGAGAACAAACAGACCAGUAUGCAAAUAUUGAGAAAAUAAGAAGACUUGACCCUAACGUUCCAAAUGCUUUAGCUGCCAAAUAUAUUGCAGUUCCACUUAUGUUCCCUAUACACCAAAUAUCUGUCAAAGACUUUGCAGGUGAAGUUGGAAACCAAAAUCCAGGAGCCGCAGGUGCAAGAACAGAUAUUGCUUUAACAACUGCAAUGAAACAUGCAGAUACUAUGUUUGUACUGUUCAGACGAACUAUAAAUGACUAUUCUUGUUUCUACAACCCUGGUAUUAAAUAUCAUAUAAACAUAGAUGGCAAAUAUUAUCCAAGAGAAGAAUAUUCUACAGGUGAGGAUAUGAGGUCAUACAACUUGACAUUAGAUGCUAUGAACUUUAACAACAACUUCACAACAACCAUUAACCCUGAAAUGCAAAGUUCUAUUAUGCCAUAUGUGAAAGUAUGGACUCAUACAGGAGGUCAAAAAACUCAAUAUACAAAUGGAGACCGUUCAAACUUUUGGCUUGGCAUUCCAUUUGCUGACUCAGAAGACUUUAUGGGUGGUAUUUCAACUGUUGGUACAGUUCAAAUACAAUAUACUGGUGACAGAGACGGUCCAGAUGAAUUGAGAGCAAAGAAGUUUACAAAACCAAUAGCACUUUUCACGGAAGAUGCUCUUUUGAAGAUUCGUUCGAUGAAACCUGCUGGGGCUCCUCAGAUUGGCAUAACGACAGCUUCCAUCGAGCAGAUUUUGGCAGCAGGUCAGUAA
Molecule: messenger RNA, 1197 nt
Organism: Trichomonas vaginalis G3
Lineage: Eukaryota; Parabasalia; Trichomonadida; Trichomonadidae
Product: protein of unknown function, DUF4106 family
Exons: 1
Coding region: 1-1197 (398 amino acids)
Source: RefSeq, a predicted model, not a curated record